AUGUCUGCAUUCAAUGGGACAUGGAAGUUUGUUGAAAGUUCUAAUUUACGGGAAUUGUUUGACGAAAUAGGGGCAUUUAAAGAAUUAGCUGAUGCUGCUGACCAGUUUAAACCAAUUGUCAUUCUAACUGUGAAUGAUACUGAACUACAUAUGAAGAUUACUAUGUUCGAUCGUGAAGUUGAACGAGUUUAUGAACUGGGCAAAGAAGUUGAUGAAGUAUCACUGGACGGACGAAAUGUUCGAACUCUUCUGACGGCCGAAUCAGAGAAACUCACAUACAAGCAAAUCGAUGGUGGUAAUCUAGAAGUCUGUUCUACAUGUGAAGUCCAUGGAGAUAUAAUGAACACAAUAUGUAGUGUUGGAAAUGUAACUGCGAAUCUCAAGUUCGAACGUGUUUGCUGCGGAGUAUGA
Trichobilharzia regenti is the source of this 411-nucleotide messenger RNA. The record is from the annotation of a GenBank genome assembly. Lineage: Eukaryota; Metazoa; Platyhelminthes; Trematoda; Strigeidida; Schistosomatidae.